Molecule: messenger RNA, 2659 nt
Organism: Microplitis demolitor
Lineage: Eukaryota; Metazoa; Arthropoda; Insecta; Hymenoptera; Braconidae
Gene: und
Product: methionine aminopeptidase 2
Exons: 4
Coding region: 83-1492 (469 amino acids)
Biological process (GO): proteolysis
Molecular function (GO): metalloaminopeptidase activity
Source: RefSeq, a predicted model, not a curated record
UUAUGUCUUUUUAACAGCAGCAACAACGAGCAAAACGAGACGAGUAGCCAAGAAUCGUGAUACGCAGUGAAUAUUUCAAAAAAUGGCUGCGGUGCUAGAUGAAGUCGGCAAGCCCACUAUUAAAUUAGUUGACGAAGAACCAGAAGAUAUUGUUGAUGAUGAAGAUGAAAGCAGUCCCGUCGAUGCUGCUAAAAAAAAGAAGAAAAAGAAAAAGAAGAAGAAACCUUCUGGAGAUAGUGCUGCAGUAGACGGAGCAAACGAUAAGAAAGAGGACGAUAACGAAGAUGCUGAUGCUCCAGGGAACGCGGAUAAUGAAAUAGAGACAGAAGAUGUAAAAAAGAAGAAGAAAAAACGUAAACCACGUGGUAAAGGCGCUAAACAACAGACAGAUCCGCCGAGUAUACCCAUUGGGGAUCUGUAUCCAGAUGGUAAUUUCCCAGUAGGGCAGAUAAUGGAUCACCCUUCAGCAGCAGGAAUAGAUGACAGGACAGCUAAAGACAGAUUUUCAAGUGAAGAAGCUCGUGCACUUGACAGAAUGCACAAUGACAUUUACAAUGAGGCGAGACAGGCUGCCGAGGCUCAUCGACAGACGCGUAAGCACAUCAUGAAGUGGGUAAAACCUGGGAUGACGAUGAUAGAAAUUUGUAAUGAGCUCGAAAACACUGCGAGAAAAUUAAUUGGCGAAGACGGUCUGAAAGCCGGGUUAGCAUUCCCGACAGGUUGCUCGCGAAACCACUGCGCGGCUCAUUACACACCAAAUGCUGGUGACCCAACGGUACUUGAGUACAAUGACGUGACUAAAAUUGAUUUUGGUACCCACAUAAACGGCAGAAUAAUCGACUGCGCUUUUACUUUGUCAUUUAACCCAAAGUAUGAUAAGCUCAUUGAAGCUGUGCGUGAUGCAACAAAUACGGGAAUAAAAGCUGCUGGUAUCGAUGUGCAGCUGUGUGAUGUUGGUGCCGCAAUACAGGAAGUCAUGGAGUCGUAUGAGGUUGAGAUUGAUGGUAAAACUUAUCAAGUUAAAUCAAUUAGAAAUUUAAACGGGCAUUCUAUCGCGCCUUAUCGUAUCCAUGCCGGAAAAACUGUACCGAUUGUUCGCGGAGGUGAGGCCACACGUAUGGAGGAAAACGAAUUUUAUGCCAUUGAAACUUUUGGAUCUACUGGUAGGGGUAUUGUACAUGAUGAUGCUGAUUGUUCCCAUUAUAUGAAGAGCUUCGAGGCUGGUUUUGUGCCUUUGAGAUUGCAGAGCAGUAAAUCACUUCUAAAUACCAUCAACAAAAAUUUCAGUACUCUGGCUUUCUGCAAACGCUGGCUAGAUCGCGUUGGCUGCACUAAGUAUCAAAUGGCGUUGAAAGAUCUCUGCGAUAAAGGAGCCGUCGAGGCUUAUCCACCGCUGGUUGACAUCAAGGGAUGCUAUACCGCCCAAUUUGAACAUACCCUAGUAUUACGUCCCACUUGUAAAGAAGUUAUUUCACGUGGCGACGAUUACUAAGUUAUCUCAAUAAUGUAAACCACAAUAAUGAUUUAUGUAUGCGUGGGUUUAAAUAAUUAUUAUUAUUGUUCUUUUUUUAAAGUCAAGCAUACAUACUAUCAUAUUACUAAAAAUUUUUAAUCAAUGCUACUGAUGAAUAUUUAUUUUCUGAUACGUAUUUUCACGUUAUCACUUAUCUGUAUUUACAAUCGUGCAUUCAUUCAUUUGCGCACUUAUUCAAUCAGUUUUUUUUUUCAUUAUUAUUAUUAAGAAAAUUGUUCUUUUGUUACAAAGAUAAUUUUUUUUCAACUGGUUAAUUAAUAAUCAGAUUAAUUAUACUAACAUUAUAAAAAAUAAAAAUGUGUGGUACCUUUUACUGACAUCAUAUUCCUAUAUGUAUAAAUAUAUAUAUAUAUAUAUAUUUAGACACAGAUAAAAAUGAGAUUAAAAUUACGUGAUAGUAUAUUUUUUCUUUGUUAUUAAUAAUUAAUUUUAAAUAUUAAUAGUAAUAGCAGAUUUAAUAACAAUGCUGCGGAUAAUUACAAUAAAAUUAUUAAAACUUUAGAUGGUAAUUAUAUAAUACAAAUUAUAAACCAAUCGCGGAAGCUAAUUAACGAAAUAAUACAAAAAUGAUUGAAUCUUAAAAUGCAAUUGUUAAAAAAAGUCUCAUACGCAUAAUUAAAUUUAUUAAUUGAUAGUUAUUAAAAAAGCGCGCCUUUAAUUAGUGCGCAGUGACCCACUGCACAGGUGGUCCCACGUAAAUUACAAAUUCACUUUCCGUUUAUUUAAAAAUUUAUAUAUAAAAGACAAAAAAACAUCUGUUUUAAGCAAAACAUGCGUACGUACUUUUAAAUUUAUAAUAAUAUAUAAUAAAUAGCGUCAGCUUUAUCAUCGAGUCCGUACUCUCUCACUCAAACAAUAUGUUUUAUCAAUUUAAUAGUUUAGAAGAGACAGACACCAGAGCUAGAUGAUUUCUACGUCUGCUCAUAUUUUCUCUAAUAUAUAUUUGUUUUUUAUAUACAUUUAAAAUGUUGCGUAUAGAAAAAUGUCAUUUAUAUUUAUACUUUAUAUAUAAAUUAUAAUAACUACGUUAACGCGUUAUAAAUCCACCAUUUGUUCUGUAGUUCUCUCUGCCUUAGGAGAGAGUGUAACAAUUCAAUCAAAUAGACAAUUGGUAUUUUAUUUUUA